Molecule: messenger RNA, 3189 nt
Organism: Aedes albopictus (Asian tiger mosquito)
Lineage: Eukaryota; Metazoa; Arthropoda; Insecta; Diptera; Culicidae
Product: 116 kDa U5 small nuclear ribonucleoprotein component
Exons: 3
Coding region: 178-3102 (974 amino acids)
Biological process (GO): mRNA splicing, via spliceosome
Cellular component (GO): cytosol; U4/U6 x U5 tri-snRNP complex; U2-type catalytic step 2 spliceosome
Molecular function (GO): GTPase activity; GTP binding; U5 snRNA binding
Source: RefSeq, a predicted model, not a curated record
CAUCUGUCAAAUGGGACGAGAAACAAAAAGGAGUUCGUGCGUGAUUUCCAAAAAAAUUACAAUUUUGUCGUAAUUUCUCUGGUUUUGCAGUGAAAUUCGUUGAAAUAAUCAAUCAAGUGGAGUACUAUUGUUCUACUACUAACUAGUAAAUCGAAAAAUCCAUAGCACCGCCGGAAAAUGGAUUCGGAUUUGUACGACGAAUUCGGCAACUACAUCGGGCCGGAUUUGGAGAGCGACGAGGAUGACGAUCAAAGUUUGUACGGCCAACCGGACCAGCAGGACGAUCUGGAUCUGGACGAGGGCAUGGAGGAGGAAGCCGAACAGAGUGAGGAUCCGGCCACUUCUCGGGCGGUUGUGCUCCACGAGGACAAACGAUACUACCCAUCGGCGCUGGAGGUUUACGGCGAAGAAGUGGAAACCAUUGUGCAGGAAGAGGACGCUCAGCCGUUGGAUAAGCCGCUGAUCGAACCGGUCAAGAAGGUCAAGUUUCAGAUCAAGGAACAGGAACUGCCGGACACGACGUACAACAUGGAAUUCUUGGCUGAUUUGAUGGAUACGCCGACGCUUAUUCGGAACGUGGCUUUGAUAGGUCAUUUGCAUCACGGAAAGACGACCUUCGUUGAUUGCUUGGUGCGUCAGACGCAUCCCCAGUUCCAGGACAUGGACGAACGGAAUCUGCGCUACACGGACACUUUGUUCACGGAGCAGGAGCGCGGUGUGAGUAUCAAGGCCACACCCAUCACGCUGGUUCUUCCGGAUGUCAAGAGCAAAAGCUUUCUGAUCAACGUGUUCGACACUCCUGGGCACGUGAACUUCUCCGACGAGGUGACCGCGGCUAUGCGACUCUGUGACGGCGUGGUUCUCUUUGUGGACGCCGCCGAGGGUGUGUCCCUCAACACGGAACGCCUGCUGAAGCACGCCAUCCAGGAGAAGCUGGCCAUCACGGUUUGCAUCAACAAGAUCGAUCGGCUGAUGCUGGAACUGAAGCUCCCGCCGCAGGAUGCCUAUUUCAAGCUGAAGCACAUCGUCGAGGAGAUCAACGGCCUGCUGACGCUGUACGGGGAUGCCAACGUGAAGCAGGUUUCACCCAUCUUGGGUAACGUUUGCUUCGCCAGCUCGCUGUACGGUAUUUGCUUCACGCUGAAAUCGUUCGCUCGGCUGUACGCCGACACGUACGACGGUGUAAAUCCGGUCGAGUUUUCCCGUAGGCUGUGGGGCGACAUGUACUUCCACAAUAAGUCGCGCAAAUUCACCAAGAAGCCCCCGCACAGUUCGGCCCACCGUAGUUUCGUGGAGUUUAUUCUGGAACCGUUGUACAAGCUGUUCGCUCAGGUCGUCGGAGACGUGGACACCACCUUGGCAGACACCCUGGCCGAGCUGAACAUCCGCGUCACCAAGGAGGAGAUGAAGUGCAACAUUCGGCCACUGCUGCGAUUGAUCUGCAAUCGAUUCAUCGGUGACUUUUGCGGCUUCGUAGACAUGUGCGUGGAACACAUCCAGUCGCCGCUGGACAAUGCCCAGAACAAGAUCGACCACAUCUACACGGGGGUCAAGGAGAGCGGCAUCUAUCAGGACAUGAUGAACUGCGAUCAGAGCGCGCAGCUGAUGGUGCACACCUCGAAGAUGUACCCGACGGAGGAUUGCACCUUCUUCCAGGUGCUGGGACGGGUCAUGAGCGGCACAUUGCACGCCGGACAGGAAGUCCGAGUUCUGGGGGAGAACUACUCGCUGAUGGACGAGGAAGACUCGCGAACCUUGCAGGUGGGUCGCCUCUGGAUCUACGAAGCGAGGUACAAGGUGGAAUUGAAUCGAGUCCCGGCAGGGAACUGGGUUCUAAUUGAAGGAAUCGAUCAGUGCAUUGUGAAGACCUCGACCAUCACGGACGCCAACAUGAACGAGGACGUGUUCAUCUUCAGACCGCUGAAGUUCAACACCCAAAGCAUCAUCAAAAUCGCAGUCGAACCGGUCAAUCCUUCGGAACUGCCAAAGAUGUUGGACGGAUUGCGAAAGGUGAACAAAUCGUACCCUCUGCUGUCUACUAAAGUCGAGGAAUCGGGCGAGCAUGUCAUCCUGGGAACAGGCGAACUCUACCUGGACUGCGUGAUGCACGAUUUGCGCAAGAUGUACUCCGAGAUCGAUAUCAAGGUCGCAGAUCCGGUGGUGGCCUUCUGCGAGAGUGUGGUCGAGACCAGUUCGCUGAAAUGUUUCGCCGAAACUCCCAACAAAAAGAACAAAAUCACCAUGAUAGCUGAACCCCUGGAAAAGGGUCUGGGCGAGGACAUUGAGAACGAAACGGUUUCCAUCGGUUGGAACAAGAAAAAGCUCGGAGAGUUCUUCCAGAUCAAUUACGACUGGGAUUUGCUGGCUGCUCGGUCGAUUUGGGCCUUCGGGCCGGACAACACCGGUCCCAACAUCCUCGUGGAUGACACACUUCCAUUCGAAGUGGACAAAACCCUGCUCGGAUCGGUGAAGGAUUCCAUCAUUCAAGGCUUCCAGUGGGGCACCCGAGAAGGUCCCCUCUGCGAAGAACCAAUCCGGAACGUCAAAUUCAAAAUUCUCGACGCCGUCAUCGCUCAGGAACCUCUGCACCGAGGAGGUGGUCAAAUCAUCCCAACAGCCCGUCGAGUUGCCUACUCGGCUUUCCUUCUCGCCACCCCUCGCCUCUGCGAACCAUACCUCUUCGUCGAAGUACAAGCCCCCGCCGAUUGCGUCUCCUCAGUGUAUUCCGUCCUCGCCAGACGGCGAGGUCAUGUCACUCAGGACGCGCCCGUUCCCGGAUCCCCCCUCUACACCAUCAAAGCGUUCAUCCCGGCCAUCGACUCCUUCGGCUUCGAAACCGACCUCCGGACGCACACCCAAGGUCAGGCCUUCUGCCUAUCGGUGUUCCACCACUGGCAGAUCGUUCCGGGCGAUCCGCUGGACAAGAGCAUCGUCAUCCGGCCGCUGGAACCGCAACCGGCCACCCAUCUGGCUCGGGAGUUCAUGAUCAAAACCCGCCGGAGGAAGGGUCUCUCCGAGGACGUGUCCAUCAACAAGUUCUUCGACGAUCCCAUGUUGCUGGAACUGGCCCGACAGGACGUGCUACUCAACUAUCCCAUCUAAGAGAACGAGAGAGAGACCGGGGUGAGUAUUUCGGACCUUUUACAGUAAUACAAUGUUCUAGCGUUUAAUGUGACCCACUAUCAACGA